UUGACUAGCAAAGCGACGGCGUUUUCUGAUGCUGUGUGCAAACGCAAAUGUCAGAAGAAGAGCUGUGUCUUACUCGCUGUACAGGAAUGGAGGCGAUCACUUCCCUUACCUCUAAAAACUUCCUCGCAAACUCGGUCUCGGUGGAUUGGUGGCGCUGUUGCUUAUUGCUCCAUCUCUCAUCAGAUUUCGCAUUGGAGUGAUCAUAAAGAAGAGUGUGGAAAGCUAUAGCAACAAAUGAAGCUUGUACAUGACUUGAACGAUUUCCCUUUCACUUUUACUCCAGAAGCCACUCUUCUGGUUUUUGAAAAGCGGCAGAGUAGGUGUUCGUUCCUAAGCAAAUGACCCGAUGGUGGUGGGAAUGACGCCACUAACUUGCAUCUUUUUCCUUCUAGUAUAAAGAGAGGGCUGGUCGUCCCCUGACAUAUCGAAGUGGAGGCCUCAAAGUCUGGUAGAAUCAUGUCAUAUUCGGACAACAUUGAAGAUACAUUCUCCUAUUCCCGGACUAUUCCGAACAUUGAUAGCAUUUCCUCUAUCUCUUCCUGACAAUGUCAUGAAUUUCUUGACAGAUUCAGAAGGGUAUGCUCACAAUAAAGAGAAGCAAGCGUUAUAAUUUGAUAAUGCUGACUUGAUUGUAAAUUAUCAAGAGUUAGUUACUGUUUGAUUUAGUUCGAGACCGUCCAUAUUGUCCGAACAAGAUUCGAAGACGUAAACCCUUCCUGCUUUUAGUAAUAGAAAAUAUUCGUUUGGGUGUAUGCCAUUUUCAAAAACCACACCAAACUUGUUUACCAGGAAAUGCCCCACGUGGUCUUGGCAUCUCCUGCUCCAGCGGCGCAACUAAUCAUCGUGAACAACGCGAAUAGGGGUCAAUUUAGGUUAAGGUACUCCUUCUCUCUCAAUCCACAUGGGCCAAAUCCCAAAUCUCCUCCAUUUCUGACUUGGUUUUCUCCUUCUGCAACUCAAUCUAUCCCUUCCUAAGAGUUGCACCAAUUGAAAACGAACCUAAUCCAUGUCUAUAUCGCUUCGAACGACAUUGCGUUUGGCGCUAUCGUCUUUUGUGUUAUUAUGCUUUUUAGGGUUAGGGUUGGAUUCAAUUUAUGCCGAAGCUUUGAAGGUACCUUUCAGGGUUAAUGACGUGCUUCCGGUCUUGCCACGUCAGAUCUCAUGGCCUGUACUGAACAAUUUUCAUGGCGCUGUUGAUUUGUUGCCGUAUUUCGUUGGAUCGGUGUCUCCCAAAAAUGGCUCUAUUCAGUGGAAAGGAGCUUGCUUUUAUGAGAACGAGGCUCGCCUUGAUUUCACCGAAGGUGAUCGUGAUCAACCUGGCUUGGGAGGCGGUGUUCUCCAUGUCAAGACAUCUGCAGCGCACAGCUGGACCUGUAUGGAUUUGUAUGUUUUUGCAACACCAUAUCGAGUUUCCUGGGAUUAUUACUUUUCUGCUCGAGAGCAUACUCUGAAGUUUGAGUCAUGGGAAGAACCUGCAGAGCAGGAAUACGUGAAGCAACAUGGGGUUUCUGUAUUUCUCAUGCCGUCAGGAAUGCUUGGGACCUUGCGUUCUUUAAUAGAUGUCUUGCCUUUGUUCUCUAACUCUGCAUGGGGUCAGAGUGCUAACAUAGCUUUUCUUAAGAAGCACAUGGGUGUCACAUUUGAGAUACGUCCCAAGCCCUGGCAUACUAUCAUUAAUCCUGAUGAUGUUCAUUCUGGUGAUUUUCUGGCUGUGUCAAAGAUUCGUGGUCGGUGGGGUGGAUUUGAGACAUUGGAGAAAUGGGUAACUGGUGCAUUCGCUGGUCAUACAGCAGUUUGCUUGAAGGAUGAAAUGGGGAAUCUUUGGGUUGGUGAAUCAGGACAUGAGAAUGAAAAGGGUGAAGAGAUUAUAGAAGUAAUCCCAUGGGAUGAGUGGUGGGAUAUUUCUCUAAAGGAUAACUCUAAUCCACAAAUAGCUUUGCUUCCUUUACAUCCAGACGUGCGUGCAAAGUUCAACAACACUGCAGCUUGGGAGUAUGCUCAGAGCAUGUCAGGCAAGCCAUAUGGUUAUCACAACAUGAUAUUUAGUUGGAUUGACACGAUAGCUGACAACUAUCCACCACCUCUUGAUGCUCACUUGGUCAUUUCUGUCAUGUCUAUGUGGACUAGGAUUCAGCCUACUUAUGCGGCUAAUAUGUGGAAUGAAGCCCUAAAUAAACGGCUAGGGACUGAGGGUUUGGACCUGUAUGGAAUUCUAGCUGAGGUUGAAAGGCGUGGCAUAGCCUUCGAUGAAUUGCUCACUAUUCCAGAGCAAGAUGAAUGGAUGUACAGUGAUGGGAAAUCAACAACAUGUGUUGCCUUUAUCCUUGCAAUGUAUAAGGAGGCUGGAGUCUUUGGUCCCAUUUCAAGCUCUAUUCAAGUAACUGAAUUUACUAUUCGUGAUGCAUACACGCUUAAAAUUUUUGAGGACAACCAAACAAACCUGCCUGGCUGGUGCAACAAGAAGGAUGGCCAGCAGGCACAGCUCCCAUUCUGCCAGAUUCUUGGUGAGUAUUGGAUGGAAUUGCCUGGAUAUAAUAGCGUAGAGCCAUAUGCCAAUAUGAACGAAAACUGUCCAUCCUUACCUCCCAGUUAUGAUAGGCCUGAGCGUUGUUAAUUUGAAAUCAACUAAUUUGUUAGCACUAAAAUGCUGUCCUUCCAUCAAGUACACAAUGUACCAGUUUCUUAGCUGCAAAGAUGUAUUUCGAGAACAAUAAGUGGUAUAUAUUUUCUCUUUCCCGCGUCCUACUGAAGAUAUGCAGAGGCAAUGCUGUACAUAAAUGCUAUUCCAGUAAAGACAGUAUUGCUUAUAGCAACUUCUUUCUUCUCA
This is a messenger RNA of Hevea brasiliensis (rubber tree), 2827 nucleotides long. RefSeq lists its product as uncharacterized. Lineage: Eukaryota; Viridiplantae; Streptophyta; Magnoliopsida; Malpighiales; Euphorbiaceae. The transcript is spliced from 9 exons. The coding region runs from base 1007 to 2614 and encodes 535 amino acids. The record is from RefSeq and is a predicted model, not a curated record.